AAUGUUAUUUCUUUUUGUGGUGUAUGUGUACAAUCCUAAAUUGUACUUAUAUAUGUGUUAGUAAGUUAAAUGGCGUUUCGUGAAUAGAUACGUAUUUUAACAAAAUAUCAUAUAAUAAAAAGAAUUCAAAGACUUUUUCAUAUUUUGAGUGAUUCAGAAAUACGCUAGAUUUUUAAAUAUGCGAUCAGUAGUAGAAAUUGGGGCUAGUGUCCCAGCUUUUUUGGGAAAAUUGUGGAAAUUGGUUAAUGAUUCAGAGACCAAUCAUUUGAUUUCAUGGAGUCCUGGCGGGAAAACCUUUGUUAUAAAAAAUCAGGCAGAUUUUGCUCGUGAACUAUUGCCUCUUUAUUAUAAACACAACAAUAUGGCGAGCUUUAUUCGACAAUUAAAUAUGUAUGGUUUUCACAAAAUAACAUCUGUCGAAAAUGGCGGAUUACGAUAUGAAAAAGAUGAGAUAGAAUUUUCUCAUCCAUGCUUCAUGAAAGGUCAUGCUUACCUUUUAGAACACAUAAAAAGAAAGAUUGCUAACUCUAAAGCAAUAGUCGCUAGUAAUGAAAAUGGCGAUAAAAUGAUUGUGAAACCUGAGUUAAUGAAUAAAGUAUUAGCGGAUGUGAAACAAAUGAAAGGUAAACAAGAGAGUCUUGAUGCUAAGUUUAGUGCAAUGAAACAAGAAAAUGAAGCAUUAUGGAGGGAAGUAGCAAUUUUGAGACAGAAACAUAUCAAACAACAGCAAAUUGUAAACAAUUUAAUACAAUUCCUGAUGUCCCUUGUGCAACCAGCUAGACCUGGGCCAAAUGGAGGUGGAAAUAAUGCUGGUGUAAAAAGGCCCUACCAAUUAAUGAUUAAUAGCGCAGCGCAUAAUUCCAAAGAUAGUUCAUAUUCAACUACCUUAAAAAAUAUGAAAAUUGAUAAGGAUGUAUUGGAUGAUUUAAAUGAAGAUAAUAUGGAGGAUGGCCCAACAAUUCAUGAAUUAGCUCAUGAUGAUGCAUUACACAAUGAAGCUUCACAGGAAUCAUUUCACCCUGCUGCAUUUGUUUCAGUUGAUUUAGCUAAUAGUCCUAAUAUAUCUAAUGCAAACAAUAGUGCAGAUCCUUUAACAUCCACUCAGUAUCAUGUUACAUUGGAAGAUGGAGACGAUACUGAAACAGAUCGUACAAGAUUAGCAUUUCCCAUAAUACAUUCAAAUGGCUUCUUAAGGAUACCUGAUAAUGCACCAAUAGUUACAUCACCCUCCCCUACAAUGGCAUCUACAUCUCCAAUAGGUCUGCCAGUCAUGGAACAAGUUAUAAACAAUGUGAUUACACCAUCUGCUAGCACAUCUAAACCAAAGACGAGAAGUGCAAGCAAAAAUGUGUCAACAAACCAUAAAAGCCUUCUGUCUCCCAGCAGCUUUAAUUCCAUGAAUCCAUCAGCUGACUUUAAGCUUCCAGCUGAAAUAUUUGCAAGUGAUGACUCAGUGAGUGACACAGGAGUGAAUGUGCCAGAAGAUAUAACAUCAUUACAAGAAUCCAUCCUUGGAGGGGAUCAAGCCCUUUCCACAUCAAAGGAUAAAAUGUUAGGAGGCAUUAACAUAAAAGUGGAGAAACCAACUGAAUUUGUGAAGACAGCAAAGAAAUCUAAAAAAUCAAAGGAUAAUAGCAAUACAUGUAAUUUGAAUCUAGCAGAUAUUAAGACUGAACUUCAGGAUGAUUUUGACUGGAAUCAAAUGACUCUAGCUACUAUCAAUAACAAUACAAAUAGGUUACAGACAGUGUAUAGAAGAGAUAACAAUCAAAAUAGGGAAGAAUAUUCUUCCCACUUUGGAUCACACUCAAACAAAAAUGACAUCGAUGACCAUUUGGAUACAAUGCAAACAGAUUUGGAGUCCCUACGAGAACUGCUUAGGAGUGAUACCUAUGCCGUAGAUACCAACACUUUAUUAGGGCUUUUUGGAUCAGAUGAUCCUUUCUAUGGACUCUCUUACAAUGCAUUGGAUGAUCGGAAUAAAACUUGUAACAAUGCAAAGAAGCUGAGAGGUGAGAUUUCGAAUGUACGCAGUGACGACGCUCGCGCGCCGAGCCCCUUCACUGAGGACGACGCUGAGGAGAAUCAGCUUAUAUCGUAUACAGGAAAUAUUCCAGACUUUGAGGAUAUUAGUAUACCAGACUUUGAAGGGGAGAAUUCUCAGGAGGCGUGCUUAUCUCCGAGUCCGAGCCCGAGUAGUGCUACAUUAAAUACGCCGCAAGUUGAACUUCGGUCGCCUCACUACUCUGUAAGACCAUGAGGAAAGGUCAGGCGUCGUAAGAAGAAAUAACCAUUUAUUAUAUUUAGGAUUUACUUUGUCAAUCUUUCACGGAAUUGUAAGUUUACAAGUUAAUCUUAGUAUAAUAAAUUGUACUAUUGCCAUUUAUAAAGUAGUUUGUGGUGAAACGUGGCUACGUUACAAAUAUGCAUAAAAUUAUGUACUCAAGACAAAGCCUAAUUAGAAAGAAGUUGAAAAAUUUAAAACGAGAAAUGAGAUGAUAUACAUAUAAAUAAAUGAGAGAAUAGAGUUAGGUUAGUGACAAAUGUUAAAGGCUAAUGAGAAUUAACUUUUACUGGAAUUUCAUGUGACAUUGUUUGAUCAGUUUGAGGAUAAGGCCAAUAUACUAAUAAUAAUAAAGCAAUGGACAUUUACUUGCAUUAAAGUUGUGUUUAUCAUCUCUAUUUAUUUUUAUCUAACUCGUUUGUUUUCUUUUUAUAAACAGUAAAAUUGACUCGAAUUUAAAGUAAAAUGAACAUGCUAUUAAUGUUGUACUAGAGUUUUAAGAUAAGCAUUUAAUAACUGUAAACUUAAACUGUUAUAAAUACCAAUUUCUAUAAUCUGAUAUAGAGUGCUUUUAAA
Messenger RNA from Melitaea cinxia (Glanville fritillary), 2860 nucleotides. It is a transcript of the gene Hsf, whose product is annotated as heat shock factor protein. The record is from RefSeq and is a predicted model, not a curated record. The transcript is spliced from 10 exons. Gene Ontology annotation, biological process: regulation of DNA-templated transcription. Bases 179 to 2260 code for a protein of 693 amino acids. Gene Ontology annotation, molecular function: DNA-binding transcription factor activity; sequence-specific DNA binding. NCBI's taxonomy places the organism in Eukaryota, Metazoa, Arthropoda, Insecta, Lepidoptera, Nymphalidae.